This is a messenger RNA of Myodes glareolus (Bank vole), 1571 nucleotides long. The record is from RefSeq and is a predicted model, not a curated record. Lineage: Eukaryota; Metazoa; Chordata; Mammalia; Rodentia; Cricetidae.
ACACCACAAUGUCCAGCUGGGACUCGCCACCAGAUUACCCCCUUAGCUCAGACUUCGUGAGGAGAUUAAAGUCUGCCCUGGCCAGUGGGGACAAGGACACGGUGCAGGAACUGAUCUGCACUGAAGCGGAGCCUGUGGAUGCUGUGAUAGAGCUGGCUAAUGACGACUGGAUGAAGGAGCCCUCGGCUCAGCUACCCGCAGGCGCACUGUUAGGAGACCUGGACCAUAUUCGAUCCCUCAUGGACCAGUUCUUCCAGGAUGUCAACGUAGUAUUUGAGAUCAGUAAUGGAGAGAUGGAAUGGCGGGUGACAUCCUUGGCCACCUUUGGGCUCUCAGGCCUCUGGACCCUGGAGUACAAGCGGGAGCUCACCACGCCGCUGUGUAUCGCUGCGGCCCACGGCCACGUGCUCUGCGUGAGACACCUUCUCAGUCGCAGCGCUGAUCCGGAUGCCAGCCCCGGAGGUCGUGGUGCCCUACAUGAGGCCUGUCUCGGGGGCUAUACCGCCUGUGCCCGGCUGCUGCUGCAGCAUGGGGCAGACCCAGAUCUGCUCAACGCGGAGGGCCUUGCACCCUUGCACCUGUGCCGCACCCCGGCCUCUCUGGGGUGCGCGCAGGCAUUGCUGGAACACGGUGCGACAGUACAGCUGGAGUGCGGCCCCGGCCGGGACACACCGCUGCACGUGGCGGCCCAGCACGGCUUGGACGAACACGCGCAACUCUACCUGGUCCGCGGCGCGCGCGUGGACCGCAACACCGCACGGUGCAAGCUCUACUCAACUAUGGAUCCCCCUCGGUGUGGCCCGACGCCUUCCCCAAGAACCACUGCCUUCUGGUGGGUUCCUUCCCUGACUCUGUGUGGUGUGACUCCGGCCUUUGAGGUCACAGAGUCAGGGAGCCAUAGAAUAAAAGGCCAGAACGUGCCUGCCUGCAUCUCCUGGGGGUCUCCCCCUUGCACCUCAAGCCCGUCGCCCUGCACCGUGCCUCCCACUUCCCCCCAGGUGCUGAGGACCUGUGCACAGGUGCCCGCUGUUGUUGAAGUCUUGUUCAACUCCUACGCUCAGCUGCGUGUUUCCGAGUCCUGGCUGGAGGCGGUCCCUGAAGAAGUAUACCAGACGCAUGAGCCUUUCUACAGGUCCUUCUUCGCCUUGGCACACACCCCGCGCUGCCUGCAGCACCUCUGCCGCAGCACCAUCCGAAAACUCUUCGGCAAGAAGUGCUUUCACCUUGUGCCCCAGCUGCCCUUACCUGAGACCCUGCAACAGUAUCUGCUUUUGGAGCCUGAGGGUGUUUUGCGUUGAAACCACAGCCUUGGCACUUGGGUUCUUCUCUGCUUCGUUGUCUUUCUGCAGAGGCCACCAUGUGCGAGGCACAGCAUGCUGGAGAUACACACAUCCAGCCCCCUCCAUCUCUCAAGUGACCCAGGGAGGUACAGACUCACAAGCCUUAAGUUCACUCUGAAAUGGAAUUGGAAAUAAAACCAUCUCUGUUAUUGGAGCUGGAGAGAUGAACAGGCAGUUAAGAGCACUGUCUGCUAUUGCAGAGGACCUGGGUUCAAUUCCCAGCACUCACAA